AUGCCCUCCUAUGCUAAGUUCCUUGACGAUGAUAGUACCGUGGCACUCACUGAAGAGUGUAGUGCCAUAAUACAAAAUAAUAUGUCAUCAAAGUUGAAAGAUCCUGGGAGUUUUUCCAUUCCCUGUGUAAUUGCAAAAUUUGUCAUUGACAAGGCCCUUUGUGAUUUAGGAGCUAGCAUAAGCUUGAUGCCUCUCUCAAUUUGUGAGAUGCUAAAUUUAGGUGAUUUAAAGCCCACUGAGAUGUCCCUCCAACUGGAUGAUCGUUCAGUCAAGUAUCCUGUAGGUAUUUUGGAAGAUAUUCCAGUUAGGAUAGGCCAGUUGUACAUCCCUAUAGACUUUGUAGUGAUGGGCAUAAAUGAAGACUCCAAUAUUCCAAUCUUGUUAGGAAGACCCUCUUUAGCCACCGAUGGCGUGAUAAUUGAUGUUAUGAGAGGGAAACUUACUUUUAAGGUUGGUGAGGAGAAAAUUGAGUUUAUUCUUUCCCAGUUUAUGAAAGCUCCAGCUAUCGAUGAUUUAUGUUAUUUUGUGGACAUCAUCGAUGAAUGUUUAAAAUAA
Molecule: messenger RNA, 555 nt
Organism: Lathyrus oleraceus (garden pea)
Lineage: Eukaryota; Viridiplantae; Streptophyta; Magnoliopsida; Fabales; Fabaceae
Exons: 1
Coding region: 1-555 (184 amino acids)
Source: RefSeq, a predicted model, not a curated record